This is a messenger RNA of Elaeis guineensis (African oil palm), 1593 nucleotides long. The record is from RefSeq and is a predicted model, not a curated record. NCBI's taxonomy places the organism in Eukaryota, Viridiplantae, Streptophyta, Magnoliopsida, Arecales, Arecaceae.
AUGGGGAUGUGGACGUUCAGCCAUGUUAAUUUGUCAGAUAACAAGCAGCAUUUCGGAAGUUAUGUUCGAAUUGUGUACUGCAACUCCUUCGGUGGAUCAGAUUAUUACCAAUUUGAUGAUUUGUUGAGUCCUAAAGAAAAGGCUUUGCGAAGAAAAGUCCGAGAGGUCAUGGAAAAAGAAGUAGCUCCCAUAAUGGCACAAUACUGGGAGAAGGCAGAGUUUCCUUUUCAUGUAAUUCCUAAGCUUGCUACCUUGAGUGUUGCUGGAGGAACUAUAAAGGGCUAUGGAUGCCCGGGGCUCUCUAUUACUGGAAGUGCUCUUGCAAUGGCAGAAAUUGCCAGAGUAGAUGCAAGCUGUUCAACCUUUAUUUUGGCGCAUUCUUCCUUGGCCAUGCUUACAAUUGCACUGUGUGGGUCAGAGGCACAAAAGCAGAAAUACUUACCAUCAUUAGCUCAGUUGCAUACUGUUGCUUGCUGGGCUUUGACUGAGCCAGACUAUGGAAGUGAUGCAAGCUCUCUGAAAACCAUUGCAACAAAGGUUGCAGGAGGUUGGAUAAUAGAUGGCCCAAAGCGUUGGAUAGCAAACAGUACUUUCGCUGAUGUUUUCCUUGUUUUCGCUAGAAACAUAAGCACAAACCAGAUAAAUGGGUUCAUUGUGAAGAAAGAUGCUCCUGGAUUGAGGGCCACAAAAAUUGAAAAUAAAAUUGGUCUGAGGAUUGUUCAGAAUGGUGACAUUCUCUUUAAGAAAGUUUUUGUUCCUGAUGAAGACAGGUUGCCAGGUGUUAAUUCUUUCCAGGAUACAGCCAAGGUCCUUUCUGUUUCACGUGUUAUCGUUGCAUGGCAACCUAUUGGCAUAUCAAUGGGCGUAUUUGAUAUGUGCCACAGGUACCUGAAAGAGAGGAAGCAAUUUGGAGCUCCAUUGGCGGCAUUUCAGAUUAACCAAGAGAAGCUUGUACGCAUGCUGGGUAAUAUUCAAGCGAUGCUUCUUGUUGGCUGGCGCUUAUGCAAAUUGUACGAAUCGGGAAAGAUGACUCCAGGUCAUGCUAGCUUGGGAAAGGCAUGGAAUUCCUUGAAGGCAAGGGAGACUGUAUCUCUUGGUCGAGAAUUACUUGGUGGCAAUGGAAUCUUGGCUGAUUUUCUAGUGGCAAAGGCAUUCUGUGAUGCAGAGCCCGUUUUCUCAUAUGAAGGCACCUAUGAUAUCAACUGUUUGGUGACAGGUAGAGAAAUCACAGGGAUUGCAAGCUUCAAACCUGCCGUGCUGGGAAAGGCAAGUCGCCUUUAAUUUCAGUGGUAUGAGCGCAUACAAACCUUAAUUUCAGUUAAAUCCUGCGAUCAGAGCAUACUGGAUAUAAUACAGGGUAUGGUCUGUCGGACUGAUGAUGGUUUACUGAAGGUUUGAGGUGCAACUGGGUUCAACAACAACAGGAUAAUGUUGCCUGAAUAGGCCAAAAUCUAUGUCAUGUUUGAAGUUACAAUGGAUUAUUCUGAUAUGUAAGACUGCUUAUUUUAGACAUAUGCAUCGAAAAAAGAACUUCGUAUAACGUCCACGUACUGGUUUAAUUAGAAGAAUUUCUGCUCAUUAUUUCACUGAAUC